CUGAAAGGGGAAGCGAGGGCUAGCACGCAGUUGUUGAUAGUGGUUGCUUGAUGUGUAAACGGAGUCAGAGCAAUUUCCAGAAGUUGGUGUACAGUGCAUAGGGCGCAACAAGUAUGCGAAUUUUGCGCAGGGUUUGGUGAGCUGUGAAGAAUGGCAAGCAUGGGACGGAAGCCAUAAGUAGCUCGAAGUCAUCUAAGGCUACUUAGCAUUCUUGAGCCCAAUAAGCCAAGCUAGCGGGGCACCGUGCAUCUUUUUCAUUUUGAUAGGUGGAAGGGACGGCGCGGGAGGUCCUGUCAAGAAGCCAGUAUGAGCGCGGGCGGACGCAGCAGCAUGGAUUCAUUCAGUCUGCACAUGGUUACAUGGAAUGUGGCAACAGCUGAGCCUCCAGAUGACGUUGGCGCUCUGCUCAAUCUGCAGUCCCCAAAGUCUCCAGACCUUUAUGUGAUUGGGCUCCAGGAGGUGCGAGCGGCUCCUCUAAAGUUUGUCACCGACCUGGCCUUCGAUGACUCGUGGAGUCACCUCUUCAUGGACACCCUGGCUCCUCUGGGCUACGUGAAGGUGUCCUCCAUCAGGAUGCAGGGCCUGCUCUUGCUCUUCUUCUCGCACCUGAAGCACGUCCCCUUCAUCCGAGACAUCCAGGUGUCCUACACCCGCACCGGCAUAUUUGGCUACUGGGGGAACAAGGGAGGCGUGUCCAUGCGCCUGUCCUUCUACGGCCACAUGCUGUGCUUCCUCAACUGCCACCUGGCCGCCCACAUGAACUACGCCGCCCAGCGCGUGGACGAGUUCGAGUACAUCCUGGACAACCAGACGUUCAACUCCAAGGAGAGCCCAAAUAUCCUCGACCACAGAGUGGUCUUCUGGUUCGGGGAUUUGAACUUCCGAAUCGCCGACCACGGAAUGCAUUUCUUGCGCAGCUGUAUCACCAGCCAGCGCUUCAACCUCCUUUGGCCCAAGGACCAGCUUACGAUGAUGAAAAAGCAGGCGACUACCCUGCAGGAAUUUGACGAGGGACCUCUCAACUUCCAGCCGACCUAUAAGUUUGACCUGAACUCUGAUACCUAUGACUCCAGACCACCGAAAACCUGGUUGGGUUUUGAUGGUAAGAAGAGAAAGCCAGCAUGGACUGACCGGAUCCUGUGGCGGGUGGCGAAGACGUGGCCUCCCCCCUCCUCGCAGGAUGAGGGUGAAGCCAAUGAGACCAAAAGCCCACCGAAGGCCUCUUCUCCUGGGAAGGAGGAGGAUGACGAGGGGUAUCCCCUGGAGCUCAAACAGGACCUCUACACUACCAUGAUGGAGUACGGCGUCAGUGAUCACAAGCCCGUCAUUGGCACAUUUAAUCUGGAGUUGAAGAAGAUGCAGAGCGCCCCACUGGUCCGCGUGCAUGCGGAGGGCGAGUGGAGCGCGGACAUGGACUCCAUGGUGACCUACACCAUCCUACAGCCUUUCCCCUCCAGUGCUUGGGACUGGAUUGGCCUCUACAAGGUCGGCUUCAAGAGCCCGAUGGACUACAUCACAUACACCUGGGUGAAGGAUGACCAAAUAUCUGUUGAUCAUGACAGCGUCCUGGUGUACAUGAGCAAAGAGGAGCUGCCCGUCACGGGCGGCGAAUGCAUCCUCUGCUACUUCAGCAGCCACUUGCAGUGCAUUGUGGGAGUCAGCCACCCCUUCACGGUUCAGGAGUCCAAAGUAGCCAUAGAGGAAGGCUUGCUCCCUGACACCAUCAAUGGCUUUGAAGCAAUGUCCAACUGAAGAGUGUGUAUGGCCCAAUCUCAUUACUCCCAACGGGGACCCGAAUGCUCUCUCAGAGUCAACAGUGGUAUGCCCUACUAAGCCUGGGGCAGAAAUAGAAUCGGACCUUUUGAACCCAUAGGAAUUACUAUAACUCGUACCAAGUGCAUUUGAAAGGAAAUGUAAGGACUUCUCUUGUUUUGUUUUAAAUCAAUCAUGCGUAACAUAUCAUCAGUGGUGGGCAACAUGGACUUAGAAGCUCCAAUACAAGUGCCACAGAUUCUAAAUGACAUAGGGCAAUUGUAGCCUGAUUAUCAUUGACUUUCAAAUCUCUUCGAGACUUGGUCUGACCAAGAGCAUAGCAACUAACCUUCUCAAACGGCAUGGUUAACCCACCUCCCUCGGUUUGCUACCGGCCGAGGGCAGAAAAGGCUGCGCCGAAGUUUAAACCAAACAUUUUCUUAGACCCAAUAGAACGUCUCUGCUCAAACCACGUCACUGCCUUGAACACGCCUCUACCCAGGACCAUUGGAGAUGCUCAAAAGUUGAUUAGUUUCCCACAAAGUGGGUGGAGUUCCCCAGCAUGGUGGAGCUCAGAAUGUACCUGAACAAGCUCUUUGCCUGAGUAAUGUCGCAGAGCCGAAGGUGUUGCGUCAUUAGGAGGGCCGUGCCUGGGUAGGGCAAUUGGGCAAUUGCACAGAUACAACCAGGUCAUUUGGAAUAUGUGGCACUGAAUUAUAGCUUCUAAUUCCACUUUGCCAACCACUGCAUAUCAUACAGGUUCAAAGGGGUCAGUCCUGGGUUCAGAAAGUUCAUAAACCCUGCCACAUUUACCUUCCAAUGCAGGUGACCACUUGCCUGGUUAACACCAGACCUAAUCACAAGUGAUCUUGUCUUUCAGAUUGAAACGAUUGUGUAGAACUAAAGGCAUUAUGGGAGUUCCCACGCUAGGUGACCACUGGGUAGCUGCUUGUCAUGAUCAGCUGAGGGGUUUCGUUUUUGUUUUCUGAACCCAGGGUUGACAUUUUUGUCCAGGGUACAUGUUACAAAAAGAAUUUGAAAGCACAAUGUUUGCCUUAACAUUCUUUAGUCUUACUAAGGGUUUGACAGAAAAAAGUGUAGGGAUUUAUUUUUUUUCUUUUUAUGUUCUUUUAGAUUUCUAGGAUUUAGAGGGAGUUACAAGAGGCAACUGUUUUUAUCAGCGGUUGCCCGUAGAGUUGCUCUGCAAUGAGGAAGAUUUAAAGAGCCAUUUUUUUUAGAUUGCCAGUGUUCUUAACGGAAUAUAAUUGAAGUACUGUAGAGCGGAUAUUUUAUAUGCUCAGAUAAUCUCGCUUGAUCUGUUGCUGAAGCGCACUUUUGUAAUCUCUCUCUUCAGUCAGUGUCAGUGUCAGUCCAUAUUAUGAGUUGGUUGUUGUUUCAGCAGGUCAGUUUACAAAUGUUAUCAGUUUCACCGCGCUUUGAUGUAAGUAUACAGAGCUAUAUUUUAGUCAUUAUUGUUCUUGGAGAGAGGUUGUUUUCAACAUAUAUAUAUAUAUUUAUGGAUCAUGCAUAUGUAUAUUUAUUUGUUUGGUUUACGGUAUGUUAACCAAGUGUCUGGAACACAAAACUGUAAAAAAAAAAAAAAAAAAAAAGUCAUAUUGAAAGGUGCAAUAAGUACUUUUUGUUGUCCGGAACAAAAGACUGAUUUAAAACAUUUUAAUUCUGUUUCUGUAACACAAUAGAGGCAUACUGAGUUUAAAUGAUGAAUUACUUUGUUGACAAAUUACUUAAUUGUGUGCCUCGCACCUGUUUAUUCUGAUUUUCCAAAGAUUGGUGUGUGAGUGUCAGAUAUUAUGUUACAGCUGAAUGCUCAUGCUUGUAUUCUAUUAAAUACACCCCAUUAAAUCAUGUUACAGGCUGCACCAGAAAUGUAUUGUACUUUACUGCCUCAAUAAUGUCCAUUAAAGUUUCAUGUCUUUGCCUUUGCCAUUUACUGCUGCUUUAUUCUUUUGAGGGCUACUAACAAAUCGCCCUCUCAGUUUUCUUUGAGAAUAAAUUGUUGAGAAUUAUU
Engraulis encrasicolus (European anchovy) is the source of this 3781-nucleotide messenger RNA. It is a transcript of the gene inpp5ka, whose product is annotated as inositol polyphosphate-5-phosphatase Ka. The record is from RefSeq and is a predicted model, not a curated record. Gene Ontology annotation, biological process: phosphatidylinositol dephosphorylation; negative regulation of insulin receptor signaling pathway; negative regulation of glycogen biosynthetic process. Gene Ontology annotation, cellular component: ruffle; endoplasmic reticulum; plasma membrane. Bases 307 to 1752 code for a protein of 481 amino acids. The transcript is spliced from 14 exons. Gene Ontology annotation, molecular function: inositol bisphosphate phosphatase activity; phosphatidylinositol-3,4,5-trisphosphate 5-phosphatase activity; phosphatidylinositol-4,5-bisphosphate 5-phosphatase activity. Lineage: Eukaryota; Metazoa; Chordata; Actinopteri; Clupeiformes; Engraulidae.